CGUGUAGGCCCCAUCGAGAAGCUGACAGACUCUGACAUGCAAGCGAUUCGCAAGAACUGCGACCGGUUUCUCGUGGCGCUGUUGCACGAGUAUAAGCUCGUUGACAGCGGCAAGUUCAGCAGCCGGUCUACAUUCCUCAAAAUUCCAUUCAUGUACGAGGAGGCGAACGAGAUGUUGCGGGAGUUUGCUGCCCGAAAGAAGGACGCGAAGAAGAGUCGGGGUUACGGCAGCACGGAUGUUGUCGCGGCUUUGGAGCUUCUCGCGCGCCAGUAUGAAGUGCUCUUCACGCACAUCCUCUGGCGGCAAGCUGCGUUGCAGACUCGCGCUUUCGAGGAGCGAGUGGAUGUGUUGGUCACCACCUCGGACAAGCUUCGCAAGAUGCUAGCUCAUGGGUCUCCAUGGCUACGGGAGCGAUCUCUAUCUGUGCUGGCAAUGGACGAAGUCGAAAACGAGGAGUAUGUCGAAGUGGUAGCGGCUGCCAUCCAUUUCGACUUGGUCUUGCUGGCCGGAGACCGCAGCCAAGGUUUGUGUGCUCACCGCGGGCCG
Molecule: messenger RNA, 546 nt
Organism: Symbiodinium pilosum
Lineage: Eukaryota; Dinophyceae; Suessiales; Symbiodiniaceae
Source: the annotation of a GenBank genome assembly